Hippoglossus stenolepis (Pacific halibut) is the source of this 1864-nucleotide messenger RNA. It is a transcript of the gene plvapb, whose product is annotated as plasmalemma vesicle associated protein b. Gene Ontology annotation, biological process: positive regulation of cellular extravasation; regulation of vascular permeability. The coding region runs from base 253 to 1533 and encodes 426 amino acids. The transcript is spliced from 9 exons. NCBI's taxonomy places the organism in Eukaryota, Metazoa, Chordata, Actinopteri, Pleuronectiformes, Pleuronectidae. The record is from RefSeq and is a predicted model, not a curated record. Gene Ontology annotation, cellular component: caveola.
UGGCCCCCUGACAGACCUGAGGGUCAUUGUUUACAUCCAUCUUUACGUGCCAUUUCUGGUUGUAUGUCUCUGGCACCCUGACAGUGCAGCUGCAGGAGACCGUCCGGCUUCCUCCUCUUCUGUGUGACAGCGGUGAUCUUGAAGACUCUGUACCUGUUCUCCAGGGAAGAACACAUCAGCUGGAAGCAACCAAAAUAAUUCCUGUUUAGAUCUUCUGAACACCCAGCUGCCACCAUUUCUCCUCCAACAGCCAUGUACAGCUCCAGCUACUCCCAGGCCAAGUUUGGCCUGGAGGCAAGGGAGCCCCUGCACAAGCCCAAAGGAAAGAGCUGUGGCUACUACAUGAGGAUCGUCUUCUUCUUCUCCUCCCUGAUCCAGUCCCUCAUCAUCGUGAGUCUGGUGCUUUUCCUCAUCUAUGGACAGCCAGAGAAGUCUGCAGAGGAGAAGAGGGUCGAGGACCUGGAGCUGAACUUUAACAGACUGAGUGAGAUCAACAUCCAGCUGAGGAAGGAGAAGGGCGAGCUGGGAGCUCAGCUGGCAGCUCGCACAGGAGAGAAAGCUGCACUGGAGAAGGAGUUGGCAAAGCUGAAGACUGACGCCAACAACACAGAACAUCAGCUCAAGAGUAAAGUGGCUGCCUGUGAGAAAGCCAGUGCAACAACACUCAGCAUUCUGCGGCGUCCCACUUCUCCGAUCCAGCUCCCGGUUCCCGUCACCAGCAGCAGUGAAUUAAGAACAAUGCAGAGCCUCAACGCUCAGCAGAAAGCAAUGAUCAACCUCAUCCAGGCAAACUUCACCCAGAUGGUUCAGUACCUGAGCCAAGAGAGAGACAAUGCCCUCAAAGACCGGGACACACACCACCAGGACGCCAUCAGCCUGCGCAGGGAGAACACCAUGGUGAAGGAGCACCUCACCACCUACACCAGGAAGUGCAAAGAGGACUUUGCGAAGUCUUUGGACGGGAUCACGACGGUGACCAGGGAUUUCCUGAACCGCAUCAACAACCUGUUCCCGCAGCAGCUGACCUUUCACCUCACGUGUGACAGCCAGCACGAGCAGAUGGAGAAGAUAAGAAACAGCUGCACCAACCUGUCCAGAGACGUGGAGAACAAGUUCCAGAUAUAUCUGGACAAAGUGGGCAACAAGGUGUCAGAGAUCCAGGCCCUGUCCAGUCGUCUGGAGGUGCAGACGAUACAUUUGUCGUCCGAUCUGCAGCAGUGUGAGCAGAAUCGCAGCAAGACCAUCGCCGAGGCGGCCGGGCAGCUGCAGCUCAAGCAAAGGACUCAUGACGACCAGGUUGAAAAGCUACUGAUGGAGCAGAACAGGUUGAGGAAUGAGAAGAAGCUGCUGGAAGAUCGUUUGGGCCUAAAAGAGCAAGAAGUCAAGACCCUAAUGCAAAUUGCUCAAUCCGCUCUUAAGCCUGGUGUUCCUAAACUGGGAGGCCUUCAGGCUGCGUCCCAGCAGGACAGACAGACUGUGCCUAACUGGUCUAACGGGGCAAAAGGCAUCAACAAACCUGCAACGGGGAGAUGAGAGGAAGCAGCAGAGUGUAUAUAUUAAUAUCCUGAUCCCCCCCCCACUCCAUCAAACACAACCUGUAAAUACUCAGCUUCCUCUUUAAUGACACAGUUGCUGUGGUGCAUGCUUUGUUUAGCUCUGCUUUAAGCUGAAGGCUCCUUUGUGUUUUUACUCGUGUUUGAGCUCAUUUACUGUGAAAAGUCUUUGUAUCUUUACUCUCAGGUAAAUGUCAAUGGUGUAAAUAUUUUCUCUCUUGUGUGUCACUCACUGUGAUUGAUGUAGUUUAACAAAUGACACUGGAAAUUCUUUUUAUUGCCAUGGAAUUAAAAAAUGAAAUGAACCCAAA